Molecule: messenger RNA, 1611 nt
Organism: Scedosporium apiospermum
Lineage: Eukaryota; Fungi; Ascomycota; Sordariomycetes; Microascales; Microascaceae
Exons: 3
Coding region: 1-1611 (536 amino acids)
Molecular function (GO): zinc ion binding
Source: RefSeq, a predicted model, not a curated record
AUGGACAGCCCCAGCCCCACUCUCCUCAACCCCAACGACGACAACCUCGAUUAUCUCGUCGACGUACUCUGCGCCCGAAAUGUCACGACUGAGACAGAGUUGGACAACGCGCUUAUAAGAGAGGCUUUAGAUUUGGGGAUCGAUGCGUCGCAACCUGCAAUUGGUGCCGACAAGAGGAUUUCGUCGAGUCUCGACUCCCUCAUCAACUCCUUCUCCGACGCACAGGCCCGCUCGGUCUCACGUAGCACUACAACAUCCCGAUGCCCCUCCACGCCCAAUGCCCCCUCAAUGACCGAGAUACCGAUACCAUUGAAUCCCCGUCGCUGGUCGGAAAGCCUCAGCUUCGAACUCUACGAUAAAUAUCUCUCUCAGCUGGGUCCGAAUAUUACUCAACCGAAAUAUACCAGAACAGAAGUCUCCGAGAGUACAGAUGCGGCCCGCCAGAGGCGCUUGCAUGCCUUGAACAAGAAGAAAACAUCGACCUUUGGGAUUGGCUUCAUGAAGCCGCGAAUGCCUUGGAAGAGGAGACAAUCGAAUACCACCUCGAGGGCUACGACGAAGUGCUCUACCAAAGCCUGUUCGAUGUAUGCUGUGCUGAAGAUUGGCGAGAAGUCGGGCUGGAGGAGGUGCUACAGAUGUCGGACCCUCGUCGAACUUACACAGGGGUGCACCCAUAUGACUUGUCGGUGUAAGGCACAAUUUUGUUAUAUAUGCGGCGCCGUUUGGGAUCCGACGGUAGGAUGCCCCAACUUUUGCAACGGAGAGGAAGAGUUGGAGAGACGGCAAGCCGAAGAGGCCGCCAGAUUAGCCGAGAGGGAGGCCGAGAAGGCGGCGCGGGAGGCAGCGGCGGCUGCGGAAGCGAUCGAGCAACGAGAUGCGAGGGAGCGUACCGCGAACAGCUUAGAAUUUUCGAAUCUGGCCGAUGAGCAGUCCGCUGAAUUCGACAGAUUUCAAGCUUUCAUCAAGAAGAAGCGGGACUUGAUGUGGGCAAGGCAAUUGCAGAAGAAGCUAGCCUUGUCUGAUAAAUACUCGGACCAGAUGGAGAAGAUGAAGGAUAGGCACGCCAAGACGGUGACACACCUAGAAGACCGCCAACUCGCCGCCGAGAUGGAGCUCGAAGAAACCCUCGAGCAAAGCGAGCGCAGUAUCCGUAUUCGCCUAAAAUAUAUGGAAGCUUACUGCGAAGGGCUCGGCCGAAGCCCCGACGCCGACCUGCCGCCACGGGUCGUGACGGAGCGGGAUCUGCGGGAGCUCGGCCAGCAGUAUAAUCUACGCAACAACAUAGAGCGUCUUCACAAAGCAAAAAUCAACGUCAUGCGAGACCGCCAGCUUAAAGCCAUGGAAGAGCUAGUUGAGCGACAAAAGGAAGAGUGGCAGAAGCUCUUGAGCAAACGAGCCGAGGAAAUCGAGAAUCUAGCGGCAGAAUUUGCUCUCGAAGAAGAUAUGCUCGCGCGGGAAUUUUGCCAGCGGCAGACGAAGCUUCAAUGGCGAUGGCUCCUCCAGGUGGAGAUUCUCCGUCGCAAGCUAGAACAGGAGCGAAAGGUGAAAUUCGCCUCCAUUCCGAUCCCGCGCUGGCCUCCUGAGUGCUCCGUCAUGGAGGAUCGGGGUUAA